Coccidioides posadasii C735 delta SOWgp is the source of this 1337-nucleotide messenger RNA. RefSeq lists its product as uncharacterized. Lineage: Eukaryota; Fungi; Ascomycota; Eurotiomycetes; Onygenales; Onygenaceae. Gene Ontology annotation, biological process: lipid metabolic process. Gene Ontology annotation, molecular function: phosphoric diester hydrolase activity. The record is from RefSeq and is a predicted model, not a curated record.
CUUGUCAUUUCAUUCCUGGCUUGUUCACUAGUUAACUAGUUAAUUAACUAACUUAGCGUGCAUAUCCAGGACCGGACUGAAAAAAGGAGUAUUGUACGGAGUGCUCUGCACUCUGUACUCCGUAUCUGGAAGUUUGUGAUGAUCGCUCUAUGCAAGAGUCAAUGAGUAAUAGAGUAGUUCUUGGUAUUCCGUACGGAGUACUCCGUACAUCAAUGCCAUUAUGAUGGAUGGCAAUGUAGUGGCGCACCUGGGGCGGGACCACCGCUUGGCUGCGGUCUUCAAAGAUAAAAGUCGUUGCUCGCCCUGCAGAACUUCUGUACUGAGCUCCAUUCUCCGGACACAGAUUUAUACUGUGUUCAAAAUCGAAUUGAAAUACUCUGUGGUUCGACUGGCACCCAGCCUCCUCCCGCAAUUGCUCCUUUGCCAUGGUUUCUCUAUCUUUGCUCUUAUGUUCGGCCUUAGCCGGCCUUUUGCAUGUGGCAAGCUGCAUCGACGUGCCCGACCAGGCUCCAUUGACGGGUGACGAAUGCAAAUGCAAGCCGACGAGUCCUAAGCCGGUCUACGCCAUCGCCCACCGAGUAUUAACAGAGGAAGGCAUCCAGGCUGCUAUUGCCCAUGGCGCCAAUGCGAUUGAAAUCGACAUGACCGCUUGGAAAUCCGGCUGGUGGGCAGAUCACGAUGGCUUACCCACCAGCGGCAAUGUCACCGCCAAAGCUAUGUUUCGCGAGGUUGCUCGGCUCCGUGAAGACGGUGCACACCUGUCGUUUGUCUGGCUGGACAUCAAGAAUCCCGACUGGGCUAUCAGCGGCCGCUCCUCGGUCGCAUAUCUCCGAAAACUCGCCCGUGAGUAUUUAGAGCCUGCUGGGGUGCGUGUGCUCUAUGGAUUCUCCAACCCUCGAAACAGCUGGGGCUUCAAGGAGAUUCGCAAUUUCUUGAAUGCAAAUGAAUCGGUGAGCGUGUGGAUGGACUCGGGUGAUGCCAAGAAGAUCUAUGCCGGUGUUGGUAGAAGCAUCCCGGUUGCCCAGAGAGUGGUGGAUAACGGGCUAUUCUCUUUAUUCUGGAAACCAUAUAUCUUCGAUGAUCUCCGUCGAAGCUCUGAGGCUCGAGAUUGUUGCACGGUAGGAAAGGCGUUUGGAUGGACGAUACUCGCUGGACAAGACAGAUACGUUGAUAAGCUGCUGGGAUAUUCGGGAGUGGAUGGCCUCAUCUACGGUACUAUGGCCAAUGCAUACGAAGACUCGGAAGAUACCCGUGCAGCGGCUGCGCUGAUUUCCAACUGGAUCAAGAACCAUCCUGAUACUCAUCGCGUACCGACACAGGAUGACAAGCCCUGGUGA